AUGGGACACUUCGCAUCAGAGUAUUCCACAAAAGACGAACAACUCAACUUGAUAGAGACGCAAAAGGAUGAGGAGUCUUCAUUGCUGAUGAUAGAGGCGUGUGAAAUUAAGACCACACAUGACAAAGAGCCUGAUUUUGUGAUGUUAAAUGAAACUAUAGUGCCACCACCGGCCAAUAUUGGAGCUGAAAAUUCCUUGUACCUAGAUAUUGGAGCAAGCAACCAUGUGUCAGGAGAAAGGAGGGUGUUUCGUGAGCUCGACACAUCUGUUGUUGGAAAGGUACGUUUCGGUGAUAACUCUGUAAUAGACAAUUGUGGUCGAGGAAUAGUGCUCUUCAAAUGCAAAACCAAUAAGCACUUAAUCUUAUCGCAAGUCUGUUACAUACCUAAACUCAAAAGCAAUAUAAUAAGUUUGGGACAACUGGACGAGAGUGGAAAUAAAAUUGUUAUAGAGGACAGUGUGAUGAAGAUAUAUGACAAGGUCAGGAGCUUGAUUAUUAUGGUGACCAGAAAAUCCAACCGAUUGUAUGUAGCAAAGCUGAAGCUUGCAGAUCAGGAGUCAUUGGAUCUCGUCCAUGGAGAUCUAUGUGGACCUAUUUCGUCAAUGACUUAUGGAGGCAACAGAUAUUUCAUGUUACUGGUGGAUGAUUUUUCACGAUUUAUGUGGGUGUUUUUGUUGAAAAACAAGAAUGAAACAAGGGUGGUAUUUAAAAAGUUCAAGAUUAGUGUGGAGGUAGAGAAAGGCAAGAAGAUUAAGAGCUUUAGAACGGACCGUGGAGGGGAGUUUGUAUCUACUACUUUUAAAGACUAUGACGAGAAUGAAGACAUGAAGAGAUUUUUUACUGCACCAUUUUCACCACAUCAAAAUGGCGUAGUAGAAAGGCGUAAUCGAACGGUUGUAGAGAUGACCAGAUGUAUGUUAAAGAGCAAAGAGAUGCCUGCAAAACUGCUGUGUCUUGCUCAUGCCAAUAAUACAUAUUCACACCUUCUUAAAGUUGCUAAUAGGAGUGUGAAGAUAAUUAUGUUGGGAUAUGAAGAUGGAACCAAAGCUUAUAGACUAUUGGAUCCACAAAAGAACAGAAUUAUGGUAAGCAGGGAUGUGUUGUUCGAAAAGGAGAAAAAGUGGUGUUGGGAAGAAAUCAUAAACGGUGAUGACGAACAAAGAGGAACUUUCACGGUUCAAAUUUCAGAAAAACGGAGUAGAACAAAGGAGAGGAAUAUUGAACAAAUCGAAGUUGAUCUAGAUGAAAGGCAAAGGGAAAAUUCGUCCUCAACUUUAUCAACGCCAGACUAUACCUCAAAUGCAUCAUCAUCAAGCUUGUCGACAUCAAAAAAGUUCAGGUCUCUAGAAGAUAUUUAUAGAGAACUGAACAAAGCAGAGGAGGAAGAAGAGGAGGAAUGCCAUGAAGUCUCAAAUUCUCUCCAUUGA
Molecule: messenger RNA, 1428 nt
Organism: Cucurbita moschata (crookneck pumpkin)
Lineage: Eukaryota; Viridiplantae; Streptophyta; Magnoliopsida; Cucurbitales; Cucurbitaceae
Exons: 3
Coding region: 1-1428 (475 amino acids)
Biological process (GO): DNA integration
Molecular function (GO): nucleic acid binding
Source: RefSeq, a predicted model, not a curated record